AUGUAUCCCUCCGCCAAUUGCUCCAGCCUGCCCCACAGAGACCUCCCCGCGCUGCUGGACUACCAGGAUCUGUGCAACCAAAGCCAGCAGGAUGCUGCCUUUAGCCACGUCGACCCCAAGGACUUGAACCUGACGGUGGAGCAGCUGCAGGACAAAUACCUGGGCCCCCGGAGAUCCAGCUUCUUCAUCCCAGUCUGCGCCACCUACCUGCUGAUCUUCAUGGUGGGGGCCAUCGGCAACACGCUGACCUGCCUGGUCAUCGUGCGCCACCGGUUCAUGAGGACGCCCACGAACUAUUACCUGUUCAGCCUGGCAGUCUCCGACCUGCUGGUGCUGCUGUUGGGGAUGCCGCUGGAGCUCUACGAGAUGUGGAGCAACUACCCCUUCCUCCUGGGCGCCGGGGGCUGCUACUUCAAGACGUUGCUCUUUGAGGCAGUCUGCUUCGCCUCCAUCCUCAACGUGACGGCGCUGAGCGUGGAGCGCUACAUCGCUGUGGUCCACCCGCUCAAGGCCAAGUACGUGGUGACCAGGAAGCACGCCAAGCGGGUCAUCGUCACGGUCUGGGUGUUGUCCGUGCUCUGCUCCAUCCCCAACACCAGCCUGCAUGGUAUCCAGCCCCUCUAUGUGCCAGGCAGGGGGGUGGUGCCGGACUCGGCCAUCUGCACCCUGGUGAAACCCCGCCUGAUUUACAACUUCAUCAUCCAGAUCACCACCAUCCUCUUCUUCUUCCUGCCUAUGGGCACCAUCAGCAUCCUUUACCUGCUCAUCGGGCUGCAGCUGAAGAAGGAGAAGAUGCUGCAAGCCCUGGAAGCCAAAUCGGGCGGGGACUGCGACUACCACAACAUCCGCGUCCAGCAGCAGAAGAUCAGGAGGAGGCAGGUGACUAAGAUGCUGUUCGUGCUGGUUGUCGUAUUCGGGAUCUGCUGGGCCCCCUUCCACACAGACCGGCUCGUCUGGAGCUUCGUCUCCCACUGGACGGGCCGGAUGCUGCACAUGUUCCAGUACGUCCACAUCAUCUCCGGGGUCUUCUUCUACCUGAGCUCAGCCGCCAACCCCAUCCUCUACAACCUGAUGUCCACGCGCUUCCGGGAGAUGUUCAAGGAGGUGAUGUGCCACAGGCACCUGAGGAGGUUGGGCUCCAGGAAGUACUCGCCCAGCGUCACCCGGGUCACCACCCGCAGCACGGUGUGCGAGCACGUGCCCGCCGGCAACGGGCUGCCCCUGUCCAACCUGGAGGAGGAGGAGAUGGGCAUGGAGGAGGAGGACGCCCUUAAGCAUGAGACGUCCUUCCCCUGAGGGCACCGCCAGGGCCUUCCCUGCUAGUCGGGCUCCUGGAGGGACACAACGACUGUGAGGGGGUUGGGAAGGCCAUGUCCAGUGUCUAGUCACCCUGCUUACGUCUCCUGUCGCUGUGCCACCCGCUAGCACUGCCCUGGCAUGAUCUCCACUCCCACCCCUUGCAGGCCGAACUCACCAGGGGCUGCACCGUGGCACGAGGGUACGAACGAAGGCAGAAGUUGGGUUCAGAGAGGUGGGGCAUUAACUCUUCGCUGGCUGGGGUCCCACUCCACGGGCCAUGCCUUUGCAGCCUCUUGGCUUCGGCAUAGGUGGUGGUGCCAUCCGGCUGCAGGUUGUCUGGUGUGUCUGGCAGCACCGGACCGGCUUAGUGCUAGGAGGGAUGUAAACAACAAGAGAAAGGUUAGCAAGCAGCAGGUUGUCUCCACUGAUCCCAGCUUCUUCCCUGUGUAGGGCAUCGGGGCCUGAAACAGCUCGGCCAGAGAUUCAGACAUGGCCACUGAACUCAGAGCAACUGCCUCUGUCAUUCAGAGGGCUGGGCCCUGGUCACAGGGUAACGCUGCCUGCCGGCUGCCUGAGUCCCAGGGCAACAGGUCCCGUCCCCCCCACUCCUGGGAGAAGUCUCCUUGCUAACCCUAGCCUGAGGCUCCAGCCAUUACUACCUGCUAGCCUCAUUCACCCUCCUCCCCCGGUCCCACUACCCCCAUCCCCAGGCUCUCUCCUCCCUUCCCGCACCUUCAACCACCACCCAACAAUCCCUCAUCCAGGCUGUCCCAGCCCAACACCCCCCUCCCAGUAACCCCCAACUUUCUCCAGUACUCUGGUCCCCACUGGGUGCUCCCGAUUACCCGCGAGCCCCCCUUGCUCCCUGAGACAUGCAGGGAAUCAGCUCCCAGCAUCGCCAGCUCCAAGCCCCCCAAGUUCAUCUGACUUUAAAAAAUACUAAAUGUCGGGGUCUGUUUCCCUGCCUCCUGGUGCUGGGACCUUUAGGAGUUGCAGCCCCAGCUUUUCUCCACACCCACGUGGGCUCCAGCCUAGAAAACAAGAGCUGAGAUGCUCCCAGAAUCCCAGGACUCGAGGAGCUGGGGGUUUCAGAAAGAUGCCAGAUAUCAAGAGAGUUGGCAGCGCUGGGUUCCUGACACCCCUACUCCUGCUGUCCCUGGGGAGGAGGGCGAGAACCAAGAGGUGGAGGAAAUCAGCAGAGAAAUGCCACUCAGGGAGCGUGGCAGGGUGCAGAUGCAGGAUCUCCCCCGCGGCCUGUGGGUUUGACGUGCUGUAGCUGAGGCAUCAACACCCCCAUGAGGUGUGGUGUUACCCUCCACCCCCCCUACGUGCCCAGCUGUCCGAGCGUGUGCCAUGCCUCUGCCGUGGCAACUCUGGGCAAGGCCAUGGCAGCUGUGGGUGGGAAGAGCUUCGCCCAGGCACCCCGCAGCAAGGCGCGGGGAGCUCAGUUUGACACGCACCACACCUGGCUGCCCUCCCUUUCCCCUUCCGCCCGCCAGGGAGGGACUGGAAAUCAGAGGGAAAGGGCAGUGGGGCCUGGGCCUGUCGGAGCUGCCGAGGCCAUGCUGGAGGCGAGGGGGGCUGGUUUUACUCCGACCCCAGUGAAGAAGGAAGAGCUGUUGUGUGAGGCUGACUCACCCUUUCCCUGGCUGGCUCCUAUGUGUUGGCGCGCGUGAGCCAUGGAAGAUAAUUCACCCUCCCCACAUAAACAUGGGAACCUUUUCUGACAACAGAGAUGUCUCUGAUCCAUGUGCUAACAGCUGACACAAAGUGCAGUGCUGGCAGCCCGGCUGGGGAGCAGAUGCUGUCUCGCUCCCUCUCCACUUCCCUUUCUUCCUUUCACCACCUCGUCCCGGACCUUCCCCAGCCCAGCAGCCUCUCCUCUGACAUCAGCAGCUACCCCGG
Molecule: messenger RNA, 3204 nt
Organism: Trachemys scripta elegans
Lineage: Eukaryota; Metazoa; Chordata; Testudines; Emydidae
Gene: NMUR1
Product: neuromedin U receptor 1
Exons: 2
Coding region: 1-1296 (431 amino acids)
Biological process (GO): G protein-coupled receptor signaling pathway
Cellular component (GO): plasma membrane
Molecular function (GO): neuromedin U receptor activity
Source: RefSeq, a predicted model, not a curated record